AUCAACCUUCCACUCCCGCCUCCGCUCUCAGCUCUCAGCUCCGCCUCCAUGGGAAUCAAGGGUUUAACGAAGCUCAUAGCUGAGAACGCCCCGGGUGCCAUCCGGGAGCAGACAUUCGAGAGCUACUCUGGCCAGUGGAUCGCCAUGGACGCCAGCAUGAGCAUCUACCAGUUCCUCGUGGCUGUUGGAAGGAAUGGGGUUGAGACCCUCACUAAUGAGGCUGGUGAAGUGACCAGCCAUUUGCAAGGAAUGCUUAACCGAACAACAAGAUUGCUGCAGGCGGAAAUAAUGCCAGCAUAUAUUUUUGAUGGCCAACCACCAGAAUUAAAGAAGAGAGAGCUGGUAAAAAGGCAUGUGAAGAGAUUGGAUGCAAUGAAAGAUCUAACAACAGCAAUGGAGAAUGGGAAUGAAGACGAAAUUGAAAAGUUUAGCAAAAGGACCGUCAAGAUGACCAAGAGGCACAAUGAAGAUUGUAAAAGGCUAUUAAGACUGAUGGGCGUUCCAGUGAUUGAGGCACCUUGUGAAGCAGAAGCUCAGUGUGCAGCUCUUUGCAAAGCCGGGAAGGUCUAUGCUGUAGCAUCAGAAGAUAUGGAUUCGUUAACCUUUGGAGCACCUAGGUUUGUUCGUCAUUUAACGGACCCAAGCUCUAGAAGGAUACCUGUGAUAGAGUUCCAAAUGUCUAAGAUUCUUGAGGAGCUGAAACUCACAAUGGAACAAUUCAUCGACUUAUGUAUUCUCUCUGGAUGUGACUACUGUGACAGCAUUAGAGGUAUAGGGGGGCAAACAGCUUUAAAGCUUAUUCGUCGACAUGGUUGCCUGGAGAACAUUUUGCAGAACAUAAACAAGGAAAGAUACCGCAUACUGAAGGAUUGGCCUUAUCCAGAAGUUAGGCAACUCUUUCAAGAGCCAACAGUUUCUUUGGAAACCCCUGAGCUGAAAUUGACACUUCCAGAUGAGGAGGGUCUUCUGAAUUUUCUGGUGAAUGAAAAUAGCUUCAACAAAAAUCGGGUAGCAAAGGCAAUAGAAAGGAUGAAAGGAGUCAAGAAUUUGUAUUAUCAAGAAAAGUCGGAGACUUUUUUCAAACCAGUUCUAAGCGCAUCUUUGCCUCUUAAAACAAAGGAAAGGAAAUGCUUGGUUCACUUGCCCAGGGCACUCUUCAAAUCUGGAUUCAUGACUGCUGUUGAUGUCUCUGUGAUCUGUAGCUCCCAAAUGAACAUUUUGCCGCCUGUUCGAGCUCUGCGACUGCCAAGCUCGACGCCUGCACAUCUCGGUCUCGGACUGUGAAUUCCGGUAAGCUAACUCUUGACCGAAUACGAACCAGUUUGAAAAUUUUUCAUUUCACUGAUCGGAAUUUAGCUUUCCUUUUUGAAAUGCUUCUCAGAAUUCAAAAUGGCUAAUACAUUCUUCAGAAUUAUAAAUCAUUUCACUUCUUUUC
Messenger RNA from Zingiber officinale, 1435 nucleotides. RefSeq names its product flap endonuclease 1-A-like. The transcript has 17 exons. Gene Ontology annotation, molecular function: DNA binding; 5'-flap endonuclease activity; 5'-3' exonuclease activity. NCBI's taxonomy places the organism in Eukaryota, Viridiplantae, Streptophyta, Magnoliopsida, Zingiberales, Zingiberaceae. The coding region runs from base 49 to 1284 and encodes 411 amino acids. The record is from RefSeq and is a predicted model, not a curated record.